This is a messenger RNA of Betta splendens (Siamese fighting fish), 1677 nucleotides long. RefSeq lists its product as uncharacterized. Gene Ontology annotation, biological process: phagosome-lysosome fusion; endosome to lysosome transport. The transcript is spliced from 5 exons. Gene Ontology annotation, molecular function: GTP binding; GTPase activity. NCBI's taxonomy places the organism in Eukaryota, Metazoa, Chordata, Actinopteri, Anabantiformes, Osphronemidae. Bases 85 to 699 code for a protein of 204 amino acids. The record is from RefSeq and is a predicted model, not a curated record. Gene Ontology annotation, cellular component: late endosome; phagocytic vesicle; lysosome.
GUGGGGACGCGCACAGAAAGGCGGAUUUACGAGGAGCACGUGAAGGCAACUUCAGCUGACGCUCCGGUGAGAACUACCAGUAAAAUGAGCGAAGGAAAAGGUCCUGUUACCUUAAAAAUAAUCCUCAUAGGAAACUCAGGGGUGGGAAAAUCCUCCUUCAUGAACAGAUAUGUGAAUCACCGCUUCACCAACAUGUACCGUGCAACAAUAGGGACUGAUUUCUUUUCCAAAUUGCUCACUGUGGAUGGGAUCUCAGUCACCAUGCAGAUCUGGGACACAGCAGGUACAGAGAGGUUCCAGUCCCUGGGAACCCCUCUGUACAGAGGUGCCCACUGCUGCCUGCUGGUGUUUGAUGUCACAUCCAAGGCCAGUUUCUUGGCACUGGAGGCCUGGAAGAAGGAGUUUCUGGUUCAGGGUGAGCCCAUGGACCCAUCACACUUCCCUUUCAUUGUCCUUGGCAACAAGACUGACCUGAGUGACCGAGAGGUGUCUGGUAGAAUGGCCCGGCAGUGGUGCGAGGACACGGGAGCAGAAUACUUUGAAGGAAGCGCCAAGGACGACGUGGACGUGGAAAAACCCUUUCUGAGAGCAGCCCAGGCUGCUCUACAGCAGUACAAAAAACACACAUUGGAAAAUACAGGACAUUUCCAGAUAACCUGCAAACAGCCGAGAGAAACUCACAACACCUGUGAGUGCUGAGCAGCACUCGUCCCAGCGUGGGAGGGAAAAGUUCAGAGACCUCGGCACUGCGGAUGAUGACCUAUCUAACGAGGGUGCAAAAAUAGUGACCCAGCAAAGGUACUGUGGAAGGAAAGGACACAACUGUAUAACACAUGGAGAGAGGAACAAACUUAUUAAUGUUUUUUUUUUUCUUUUCUGAGAACCUUCAGCUUAUGGUCUAACUUAAGGCAUCACUACUAAAAUACACUGCUUUUGCAUGCAUGUCUAGUAUUGUUCAACAGACACACUGACACGCACAAAAUUAUGAAUGCAUAUGAAGAGAAAGCUCGUUUCUAGAAAGAAAUCAGGAGGAACCACAGACGGAGACCAAGGCGCGAGCCACAAAGAGGCCGGAAAUGCGGAAACCUUGGCUCCGGUUUUCCUUCUUGGCCAUUACCAUCACAACUGAAUCUGCCCUUAGAAAGUAGAUAUACACUCAUGUCCAGCCAGAAACCUCCUCCCUUUUAAUUGGAUUGUAAUGAACCUAGCAGUGAUUCAGACUCCUACAGUGAAUCAGCUUGACAAAAGGGAUCAGGGAGACUAUAUAUAUAUAUAUAUUUGUAUAUAUAUUUGUUUCUUUUAUAAGUAAAGACACAAAAGGCAAUCAAGAGAUGACCAACAUGUAAAAACAGUUUGUUACAGGUAAUUAUAUAAAAGGCCAAGAUGUUUUUUUUUUUUUGUUUGUUUUAUUCUUGCUCUAUGAACGAACUAAUUUACAAGUGAGUACACUCCGGCUAUGUAAGCUCUCUUCCCAAGACAUCCUCAUUCAAAGACAUACGGGUUUUACAUGUCACAGUUAGCUUGCACACCAUCUGUAGUCGGAAAUACAGAGCCGUGAAAGAAAAAAAAUUAAAAUUUAUUAAAUGGAUUCACAUACAUCAAUAGGAUAGGGAAAAAUAGCUCUACUAAUAUAAUUUGCCAUUCUAAAAAUUAAAGAAGAGGUGAGACACCACAUUC